This is a messenger RNA of Polyodon spathula (Mississippi paddlefish), 1301 nucleotides long. Its product is annotated as complement C1q tumor necrosis factor-related protein 7-like. The record is from RefSeq and is a predicted model, not a curated record. The coding region runs from base 154 to 1008 and encodes 284 amino acids. Gene Ontology annotation, molecular function: protein binding. The transcript has 3 exons. Lineage: Eukaryota; Metazoa; Chordata; Actinopteri; Acipenseriformes; Polyodontidae.
UUCAGUUAAGCUUCUCAACAUCUCUGUUCAAAUGCAAGAUGGUACAUCAUUUUUGGUGCAAAACAUUGUAGAUUUGAGCUACUUUGAAUCGUCUUCAAGUCAGCCAGGGUACAUUUUAUUUCUGCUGUGUGUUUUAAACCAAGAGAUUCCAAAAUGUUAAUAGUGAUUUGUAUUGUAAGCUUGAUGUACUGCAUAAGUGGACAGAUGCUGAACAACAAAUUCAAAGGCCCCCAGUAUAUCUGCAGUAUACCUGGUUUGCCUGGUCCUCCUGGGCAACCAGGACCUAAUGGAGCAACUGGAGCACACGGGCGCAUUGGGCUGCCAGGAAGAGAUGGAAGAGAGGGAAGGAAAGGAGAGAAAGGAGAAAAAGGAGACGCAGGUCUAAGAGGGAAGUCAGGUCCCGCCGGAAAAAUUGGAGAAAAGGGAGACAGAGGGCUAACAGGCAAGAAAGGACCUGACGGAUUUGCAGGCGUCAAAGGAGUACUAGGGCCAGACGGUCCUCUUGGGGAGAAAGGAGACAAGGGACAACGAGGGCAUCCAGGAAAACCAGGACUAUGCAAAUGUGGGAGUCUGGUACCCAAAUCAGCCUUUACAGUUGGUAUCACCACCAGCUACCCUGAGGAAAAGUCUCCCAUAGUAUUCAACAAAGUCUUUUUCAAUGAGGGAGAACACUACAACCCCACCACUGGGAAGUUCAUCUGUGCUUACCCGGGUAUUUACUACUUUUCCUAUGACAUCACACUGGCCAACAAGCACCUGGCAAUUGGACUAGUACACAAUGGACAAUUCCGCAUAAAGACUUUUGACGCCAAUACGGGAAACCACGACGUUGCUUCUGGAUCUACAGUUAUGUACUUGAAUCCAGAAGAUGAAGUCUGGCUGGAAAUCUUUUUGACUGAUCAGAACGGCCUGUUUUCGGACCCAAACUGGGCAGACAGUCUGUUCUCUGGGUUUUUACUUUAUGCAGAUACAGACUACUUUGAUGCUCUUUCAGAAGAUUAUGCAUGAAAAAUGGACUCUCUGACAAACUAGUGGUUGGCAACAUUAAAAUAAAUGUUAUGAUCAGGUUUAAGUACAAAGCAAUGUGGAAAGCAGAACUAAUGGAGUAACUAUAAACAGUGUGAUGCAUGUGUGUUUAUUAUAACAAAUAUUCAGUGGCUGAUGUAAUGCACAACUAUGACCAAAAUUUUUGCUUUACCAUAUAGAAUUAACUAAUUUUGCUUUAUAAAGUUGAGUGAAACCUGCUGAAUAAUGUUACUUUAAAAUAUUGAAUGACAUAACGCUUUCUAGUUUUCUAUAUA